Molecule: messenger RNA, 3071 nt
Organism: Phycodurus eques (leafy seadragon)
Lineage: Eukaryota; Metazoa; Chordata; Actinopteri; Syngnathiformes; Syngnathidae
Product: regulator of G-protein signaling 5-like
Exons: 5
Coding region: 107-658 (183 amino acids)
Source: RefSeq, a predicted model, not a curated record
GUUUAAAACCAGGACCAGAAAGCAAGAGGUACUCUCAGACUCACUUCGGACUAAAACACUGAAGAUUAAACAACAUUUUGAGCACUGUGCCUGAAGAUUGUGCAAAAUGUGUAAAGGAUUAGCUGCCCUGCCCCAAACCUGCCUUGUAAGGGCUAAAGAGAUCAAGUCAAAAUUGGGAGUUUUGCUGCAAAAGCCAGAAAAUGCAAUCGACCUCAUCAUUCCCUAUCCGGAGAAAACUGAGAAGAAGCCGGAGAAGCUGCAGAAACCUCCGUGUGACGAAGCUGCUCAGUGGCGUGAGAGUCUGGACCGAGUACUGAACAACAGCUAUGGUCUUGCUACCUUCCGUAGCUUCCUGCAGUCUGAAUUCAGUGAUGAGAAUAUUGAGUUUUGGAUGGCUUGUGAGGAUUUCAAGAAGACCAAGAAUCCAGUGAAGAUGGCUGCCAAGGCAAAAAUGAUCUAUGAAGACUACAUUCAGUCCGAGGGACCCAAAGAGGUCAACAUUGACCAUUUCACCAAAGAUGUGACUCUCAGGAAUUUGGUGGAUCUUUCGCCUGAAACUUUUGACCUGGCCCAAAAGAGGAUCCACGCCCUGAUGGAAAAAGACUCCUUCGGUCGCUUCUUGAGGUCUGAGCAGUACCAGGAGCUCUUGGUCAACUAAACCUGAGCAGGAGACUUAAGCAGCUGGGUGGAGAGGUGGUAAAUCGAUUUCAGUUUAGUUUUUUUGGUCAAAUAUGAUCAAUUAAAAAUAGAAAUCAAGAUUAGAAAUUUGUGUUAAAGCUCAAGAUUAUAUAUGAUACAAAGUGCACCAAUGAGUUAAACGAGUGAGCUGCUCAGAUGAAAUUGGACUCUCAAAUUCCCGCCUAAAUUAUAUUCCUUGUGCUACAGAACUCAUACACUUAAUCAAAUAAUCAAUAUUUCGACAAAACCGAUGCCAAUCAACUCACAUGAAGAAGAGCAAGUCAGUUUCAAAUCCUCUUCUUGUCUGGCACAUCCAAGCUGACCAAUUAUGCUGUGCUAUUCAGACUUAAUUCUAUUUAAGGAGGCAGAGCUCUUAUGCACCGUACCAAACUACGGUACGGUCUGGUGCCACUGAGGCAAAACUAAAUUUUUUAAUUCCUUCAAAACCAAAAAUAAAUAAAGAAUUAUAUAUAAUAUAGUAUGAAAUAACUUCACUUGCUUCAGAAAAAUACAAACAUACCUUCUAUGGUAGUGUCUUAGUGACUAGAAAUCAUGCUAAUCAUCAAGUAUACAUAAAUAACUUUUAUAUAUAUAUAUAUAUAUAUAUAUAUAUAUAUAUUUAUAUGGCGGCACGGUGGCCGACUGGUUAGCCUCACAGUUCUGAGGACCCGGGUUCAAUCCCCGGCCCCGCCUGUGUGGAGUUUGCAUGUUCUCCCCGUGCCUGCUUGGGUUUUCUCCGGGCACUCUGGUUUCCUCCCACAUCCCAAAAACAUGCAUUAAUUGGACACUCUAAAAUUGCCCGUAGGUGUGACUGUGAGUGCGAAUGGCUGUUUGUUUGUAUGUGCCCUGCGAUUGGCUGGCAACCAGUCCAGAGUGUACCCCGCUUCUUGCCCGAUGACAGCUGGGAUAGCCUCCAGCACCCCCGCAACCCUAGUGAGGAGAAGCGGCUCAGAAAAUGGAUGGAUGGAUAUAUAUAUAUUAUUAAAUAGAAAUUUGUAAAAUUAGCGAAGGCCUUUCUUUCUUCCAGUAUGACUGUGCCUCAAUGCACAAAGCAAGGUCCAUAAUGGCAUGGUUGGACGAGUUUGUCAUGAAUGAACCUGACAGCCAUGACCUAAACCACAUCAAAUACCUUUGGGAUCAACUAGAAUGCAGAAUGUGGGGCAGACCCUCUCAUCUAACAUCACUGACCGCUCACAAAUGCUCUCCUGGGAGCAAAGGGAAGAGAUUUUUUUGGAAUAGCCUCGUGUCCCAAUACUUUGGUCCAUAUUGUUAUAUCGUAACGGUUUUCCCAAAUGUGUUAACCCAUGUAAAAAUGCUCAUUUGCUUGUUUUGAACAAUGACACGAUAUCAGGUACCGCAAAUUAUUCACGUUAAUAAAAUCAAAUGUGUACCAGCCUUCCUGCAAAUGAAAAUGUAUGAUGUUCACAAAACUCUCAUUUCUCAUUCCUCACAAAUAGAAGUUUAGGUAGUGUAUCCACCAACCUCCUAUUUUGGCUCCAGUGAGAGCCAUCAUUGAGAACACUGCUGGCUAGUUGGCUCAGUGGUCAAGCUCAUCAGCUGCCACUAAAGUGCACGUUGCUUGGAUGGGAAAUCAAGUGGGAGGGAGUCUCAGAAUAAGGGAACUGCGUGACGAUAUGGUUUUAUAAAGUAUACACAAAGAUAUUAGCAACCUGCAGUGGUGUUUUUCCCAUGUGCUUUUACUUACAUUGUUGAAAACUGAAUCAGCUAUAAGCCAUGACUUAACAUACCAGCAAACAUUAAAAAAGAAGGGAAGGAAUUUCUGCUUUGCUGCAGAUCCCACCAAUGAAAGUCGAUCCCUUUCUUAUAUGGAUAACAUUGAUCAUAACAAAAUCCAAAAUGAAUCUGAAUGAUGAUAAAUAUAUACAGUCUCCUCCUAACUCAUUAAAACAUUAUUUAUUCCUUAGAAAUUCAUUUAUUGAUGCUUUUUUUUUUACAUUACGUGAACAUUGUUGGAAACAGUAGUGGGUUUAAAGUUUGUGUUCAAUUUGAGUUCACAAAGUGUGAUGAUAUACUCAUAUGUAAUCUGUUGUUGUUGUUGUUGUUUUUAUCUUACAAAAGCAUUUGUAUCCUCAUCAACCCAAUAUUAUCUUCUACAUAUUCACCAUUUGUUAAGUAAUUUUUGGUUCGGGAAUUGCCCAGUGUUAGGCUGCACUAUGGGACAGAUUUGCCAGUCUGUUGCCAUAAAGAAAACAAAUAGGACUUGGGGAGUGCUGAAUAUGUCACAAAAUCUUGCAUGUAUGUCUUGGAGUUGACCACAUAAAUAUAUAUCUGCAUACUACAUACUACUUCUGAAGAUGUAUUUAUUUUACAUGUAAAUAUAUAUUUGCAUAACACUGUGUCUAACUUAUUCAUAAAUACAAAUGUUGAUUCAA